ACCCGAACCGUUAUAUAAAGUAGCCACAUGCAAGCAUCUCGGUUAGUUCGUAUGUACAAAUAAACAUCGGUCUGGUAACGUACAGAACUAAGCAAGUGUGUAAGCAGUUAAAUAUUAAUAACAUGUCGAGGUCUCAACUGUAAUCCAACCCUGGACACUUGGUCCAGCGUCACGUCCAGGCCGCUCCACCGUAAUCGUCUGCAGCCUUAUAUUUAUAAUUACCAACACUGUCCAGCGUUUCGCGGGUAUCCUGGUAUGCUAUUCGGCGAUGAAGAUGUAGAAUGUCACAGUGGAUAUUUGUAAUACCCACAGACAUUACACACUCCUAAGGACGAAACUGGCUAGUAUAGCCCAAUAGUAACGGCCUAGCUAUAUAACAUUGAUGAACAGCAACCUUAACCCAGGGCUGUCGAGAAGAUGUCCCCUACACAGAAGCCAACAUCCACACAAGAACAAUCAGAUGACUCCCAUGAUGAUUUCAUCAGGAAUUCAAGAAUUUUGAUUGAAUCAACAAAAAACAAGAUGGAGCGGGUACAGAAGAUGUCUAACGAGUUGGGGUAUCUCACAAGCCUCAUUAAGGAUGACCGGAAACAGGCAACGAAAUCCAAACAACAGAUCGUCAACCAAUCCAAACAGCAGACCGACAACCAAUCGAAACAGCAGACCGUUAACCAAUCAAAACAGCAGACAGAUAACCAAUCAAAACAGCAGACAGUUAACCAAUUUAAGAAGAGCAUUGAAGAUGUCAGAGAGACUCGAAUCAGUCAUCAGAAGGACAGCAGACCAGCUCGACAUUCAGUUCCGGGACAUAUCGUGUCCGAUAGACCAAGGAAAAAAGACAACACUCCAAAAAUAAGCAGUAAGUUAAGAAAACUAAGCGACGGGGGCAGGUUAAAACUGAUUCAAAGUACUCUUCAGAAAGUCAAAGAGGCAGACGCAAAAGAUAAAUACUUGACGAAAGAGUCCAAGGAAUCUUCCUCCAUUAAAUCUCACAAAAUAGUUAUCCCUAGGGAUUCAUGUUUCGAUGGUAAGAUCGACGACACAAAAACAGAUCGUGAUGAUCUGAGAAGUAGUGACACCAAGACAGGCGGUGACGUAUUGCCUGGCUGUUUGUGUGACUGUGGCGGUAAUCUCAUUGUUGAUGAAACGGCAGAGAGGGCAAUAGCUGCGAGACAUCAAGCCAAGUAUAGAACUAAACUACGUGGUCCUGCUUCUAAGCAUUGUUGUGUAAGUCAUUUUAGUUCCUACCACGGCCCAGUGAUACUAGCAGGCGAGGACACAGCGUUCUCACAUCUUCCCGCUUUACGUGUGAACAAUAUUCAAAUCCCUUCGCCAAGGCCAAGGUCAAAUAUGGACAUAAGGUGCAAGGAUUCGAUCCAAAUGGUAAAGGACUCAAAUUCAUUUAAUUCAUGUUUAAAUAAAGACGACAUUCGAAACGCUGAGAAACGGAAAUUGAAAAAUUGGUGGCAUCAUAGAUGCGCAUGUGUACAAGAGUACAUCAGGCAAAAUGAACAAAUGGAAUCAAGACGACCCACCUUGAAACCGAACAAAGUGACACUGCAGACAACUGGAUUCUCCUCGUUGUACUCAGAAUCGGGAAACUUUGUACCGUAUGAGGAGGUGUCUAUCGGAUACAGGCUAAUGGUCGGAAGGCAGGCUUCCUUUCCUAUAAGUAUUCGCCAUUUGAGGAAGUUCCGGACACAGAUCAAACGAUAAGAGGUUGAACAUACAUGUACAUUGUAUGUUCAAGUCCUGUCAAAUCAGCACAUCAUUACUGUAACUCUGAGAGAAUAUUUCAUGAUAUUUUAGCAACCUCUCCUAAUACAUUGUACGUAAUGCAUUAUUAGCCGAUUGCGACAUUACGGCAAGAGAAACCGGCAUUAAGAUAAGAGAAGCAAACAGUAUGACAAGAGAAGCCGACAUUACGACAAGAUAAGCCAACAUUACGACAAGAGUAGCCGACAUUACGACAAGAUAAGCCAACAUUACAACAAAAGAAGUCAUUAGUACGACAAGAUAAGCCAACAUUACGACAAGAGAAGCCGACAUUACGACAAGAGAAGUCAAUAGUACGACAAGAGAAGUCGACAUUACGACAAGAGAAGUAAAUAGUAUGACACGAGAAGCCGAUAUUACGACAAGAGAAGUCAACAUUACGACAAGAGAAGCCGACAUUACGACAAAAGAAGUCGACAUUACGACAAGAUAAGCCAACAUUACGACAAGAGAAGCCGACAUUACGACAAGAGAAGCCGACAGUACGACAAGAGAAGCCGACAUUACGACAA
Molecule: messenger RNA, 2288 nt
Organism: Pecten maximus
Lineage: Eukaryota; Metazoa; Mollusca; Bivalvia; Pectinida; Pectinidae
Exons: 2
Coding region: 418-1716 (432 amino acids)
Source: RefSeq, a predicted model, not a curated record